GAGGGUUCUUAUUUGCUUCACUUUCACAGGAAUUUAGAUUUGCUUCACUUUCACAGGGAUUCAGAUUUUCUUCACUUUCACAGGGAUUCGGAUUUGCAUCACUUUCACAGGGAUUCAGAUUUUCUUCACUUUCACAGAGAUUCGGAUUUGCAUCACUUUCACAGGCGUUCAAAUUUGCUUCACUUUCAUAG
Molecule: messenger RNA, 191 nt
Organism: Cetraspora pellucida
Lineage: Eukaryota; Fungi; Glomeromycota; Glomeromycetes; Diversisporales; Gigasporaceae
Source: the annotation of a GenBank genome assembly